Molecule: messenger RNA, 1684 nt
Organism: Lactuca sativa (garden lettuce)
Lineage: Eukaryota; Viridiplantae; Streptophyta; Magnoliopsida; Asterales; Asteraceae
Gene: AUG4
Product: HAUS augmin-like complex subunit
Biological process (GO): spindle assembly
Cellular component (GO): HAUS complex
Molecular function (GO): microtubule minus-end binding
Source: RefSeq, a predicted model, not a curated record
UAUUUUUAAAUUCCCCAACAUUUUAAAAAAAAAAAAAAGUUGAAUAAGCUUUCGUUCGUAUGCUUCGCCGGACAAGAAAAUACACAGCAUCCUCCAUUCUUCUCUCGUCGCCUCCACAGGCGAUUCCCGAUUACUCGCCGCCCACUUCCGUCGCCGGAUACCGUCGCACACCACAGAUUCGAUUCAGACGGUGUGGUUAGAUUUUGAAAAAACAAAAGAAAGCAAAAAUGGCGAAAGGAGGAGGCGGGCAAAACCUUCCAGCAGAUGUAACCCAGUUGAUCGACCAAUUGGAGCGUCACUGCUUAGCUCCCGAUGGAUCUCUCGUCUCCAAAUCUGUAUACAACGAUCUCCAACUUGCGCGAGAGGAAAUGUCGAGAGAAAGACUACGUUAUCUGGAAGCCAUGGCUAUAUACUGCGAAGCAAUUGGUAUGGUUGAAGAUCAUCAACAGGCUGUUUCAGUAGCCAAUCUUGGAGGCAUUCGAGACACACACUCCUCCAAUCUUGGCCUAAAGAAUUCUCCUGAGGUAUACGAAGCACUUGAACAUCGAUUAGUUGUUGCAGAAGCUGCUCAGAGACUUAGACUUCCUUUAAUUUCAAAAGAUGGCGAAGUUCAUGAGGAAGAAAUAGAGAAAUUGAGUGGUUUUUCAAGUAACUACACAAACAUUACCCCUGAAUCUACAGUUGGUGGUGUUCCUAAUCGCUUUCUUGGAAUAACACCUGCUUAUUUAUGGCAAAGUCAGGUCCAACAUGCACCAUUACCUAUGGAUGUUGGAGAAUACCAAAUGCCUCUUCUUCGUGAGAUUGAGAUCCGUUUAAAGGCUAAAUGUGACAAAUUGGCUGAUGCUUUUAUUGAUGAUUUGGAUUCAUCAACAGGAAGUCAAAAUUCAACUGCAAGGCUUCCAGAAAGGGUAAAGAUAAUGAUUGAGGAGAUUGAAAGAGAAGAAACAGCUUUACGUGAAGAUCUAUAUUCAGCUGACAGAAAGUUUGCAGAAUAUUACAAUGUGUUGGAGCAGAUACUUGGUGUGCUUAUUAAGCUUGUGAAAGAUUUGAAGCUACAACAUCAACAUAAAUACGAUGAACUGCAGAAGACUUGGUUAUGCAAAAGGUGUGAAACAAUGAGCGCCAAAUUAAGAGUUUUGGAGCAUAUUCUUCUGCUUGAGACUUAUACACAGGAAUCAGUCCCAGCAUUGCAUAAGAUAAGGAAAUAUCUCGUUGAAGCCACAGAAGAAGCUUCACUUGCAUACAACAAAGCUGUGACACGGCUUCGAGAAUAUCAAGGUGUUGACCCUCAUUUUGACACAAUUGCAAGGCAAUAUCAAGAAAUAGUGAAGAAACUGGAGAAUAUGCAAUGGACAAUUCACCAAGUGGAAAUGGAUCUCAACCGAUUACCCAGUUCUUGAAAUGAAUAAUUCGGUCAAACAGGUGAAAGAUACCCAUUUGAGUUGAUGUUUGGAAUAUGGAUUUGUGGGUUUUGUGUAAAUGUGUGUAAAGAAAUAUGGGAAGAAGUAAAGAAUUUAGAUGGAGUGACACUGUUUAGAAAGAAAAAAUGGGAAGAAGGAAAGAAUAUUUGUUGUGAGAUUCACGCAUUCUCUUGAGAUAUUUGAUAAGUUGUAGAGAAUGAGUUCUGUUUGUUGUGUAUUCAAGAUUUUCAAAUGCAAAAGUGGAUUUAGAAAAGCUUAUUAAA